AUGAGGGCGCUGGUGCUUGUAUUGUCGGUGUUGCUGGCGCCGAGUUGGGGAGAGCGAUGUCCGGCGCGCUGCGACGUAUCACGUUGCCCGAGCCCCAGCUGUCUGAGCGGCUACGUACCCGACGGCUGCAACUGCUGUUUGGUGUGCGCGGCGGGAGAGGGGGAGGCGUGCGGUCGCCCGGAGGACCCGCCGUGCGGCGAUAGCCUCCAGUGCCGUUUCCUCGACGCGGGCCAGGCUCCCAACCAGGGUGUUUGCCUGUGCAAGCUCAGGGCGCCCGUCUGCGGCAGCGACGGCAGGACCUAUGCCAAUGUGUGCCGCCUGAAAACAGCCGAGCGCCAGGCCUUGCAGCAGGGGCUCCCGCCUGUUCGCCACGUCCAGAAGGGCGCCUGCCGAGCCGGUCAUCCAAAGCCAAACAGCCCAAGAUUUAAGUUUAACUUCAUUGCAGAUGUGGUGGAGAAGAUUGCACCAGCAGUAGUACAUAUUGAACUUUUCCUAAGGCAUCCUUUGUUUGGCCGUAAUGUUCCUCUUUCCAGUGGAUCUGGGUUUAUUAUGUCAGACACAGGUUUAAUUGUAACCAAUGCCCAUGUAGUCUCCAGCAGCAGUACAGUGACUGGACGGCAACAGUUAAAAGUGCAACUACAGAAUGGGGAUACGUAUGAAGCAACAAUCAAAGACAUUGAUAAAAAAUCUGACAUUGCAACAAUAAAAAUCAAUCCACUGAAAAAAUUGCCGGCCUUGUCAAUGGGCCAGUCUGGUGAUCUGAGGCCUGGGGAAUUUGUUGUGGCUAUUGGGAGCCCUUUCGCAUUACAGAACACUGUAACAACAGGCAUUGUCAGCACAGCACAACGUGAUGGCAAGGAGCUGGGCUUGAAGGAUUCUGAUAUGGACUACAUUCAGACUGAUGCCAUUAUCAAUUACGGAAACUCAGGAGGACCACUGGUAAACUUGGAUGGAGAAGUGAUUGGCAUCAAUACUUUAAAGGUGACUGCAGGAAUUUCCUUUGCUAUUCCUUCUGAUCGAAUUGCUCAGUUUCUCUCAGAGAAUUAUGACAAGCAAAGUAAAGAUGGAAAAAAACGGUUCAUUGGUCUAAGGAUGUUGACCAUAACACCGGUACUAGUGGAAGAACUUAAGCUUAAUGAUCCAGAUUUUCCAGAUGUCAGUAGUGGAAUUUAUGUAUAUGAAGUUGUUCCAAAUUCACCAUCACAGAGAGGUGGGAUUAAGGACGGAGAUAUCAUUGUGAAGGUGAAUGGACGUGUGCUGGCAGCUGCUGCUGACCUGCAGGAGGCAGUGAUGAAUGAAUCCCCUCUGCUACUUGAAGUCAGAAGAGGAAAUGACGACUUGUUGUUUAACAUAGAACCUGAAGUACUUAUGUAAAUCAAACUGAGGAAGAUCUUUGUGACACAACUAAACGCCUUUAUUUUGGAACUUCAGAUACCUCCUUUACAUUGACAGCAAUUACACCUUGGUGUUGACUAAUGACAAGGUGAACUGCUAUUAUGGCCAGAUCUUGUGCUGUGCCUGGUAGUCGACUGUGAAUGAGGCUUCAGCAUGGCAGCAUAUUUCAAGUCAUUGCAUUGAGCGUAGAGCCAGAUUCCUUAUGUUAGUUCUGCAUAAAUAUUGGAUCUCAUGUAGUUUAAGAUGGUUGUAUAUGAAAGGAGCUCGCAGGGACCAUUCCUGUGGUUUAAGGAAGCUAUUUCUGAUUACUUAGGGUCAGACUUUAACCGACAGAAGACGACUUCUGCAAAACUCUGUGCUGGAUUUGUCCCCCGUCCCACAAGCAUCACUGCAGCUAGAGCUAGCCUGCUGCCCUUCUGUGCUUUGUGAUCAGUAGUAUAAGCCAGGAUGACUCAGGAGUGAUCUGCUUUGAUUGAAAAAUGGCCUGUUUGUUCUGCAUGGCAACAAAAUGUAGCAAUGAUAAAUACCAAAAGAAAGAAGAGUGAUUAAAUGCUAAAAAAGAUUCAAGGCAGUGACUGUCCGAGAGUACGUGGCAGGUAGAAAAGCAAUGACUUUCCACUUUGCAUCAUAUAUAUACAAAUGUCAAAUUUACAACAUCGCUGUAGCUGAGCACACAAGAUCCCUUUUUCAUGAAUAGAAAUAAACAGAAAUGGUAUUUGUGAAGUCACUUCUCUUCAUAGGAAAGCCCAGAUUAUGAUGUCGUAUUUGUCAUCCCAGAACUAGUGAGCAACUUCACCCAACAGAGGAUAGCACACACUGGAAGUGUUGUUCCAGAUAUCUCAAGCUCAGUGAAGACUGGGAAGCCAUUUCAGUUCAGCAGGUCUGCAAAUGAGGUUAAGAAAUUGUGACGUACAUAACUGGGCUGCCUGCCUAUGCACAUAUAUGUGCAUGUCCUCACACACACAGUGUGGAACAUGUGGAUUUCUUUGUAAAUGGUGUGAGUGUAGCAAGAGGAGUGUAACCAGAUGUGCAAACAUGAAGACGUGUUGUAAGCCAGGAAUGCACAACAGCUGUGACUUCCAGUGUGUUGCCACAACAGGCCUGAAGUGCUUUGGGAUGGAUGGCAGGGGCACAGCUGCCCCUCCACAAUGGAGAGGCCCCUUUUGAUAUGUAAAUCAGAAGCUGGACCCUGUCACAAAGCCCAGCUUAGGAAGGGGUCCUACCUUCAUGAACACCAUUUCCCAUGAUGCUCAGGAUGAACUGAACAGGAAAGCUGGAUAUAUGGGUGUGUGUGUGCGCGCGCGCUGGGGUGGAGGGGUUACCAGGAACAGAUGGGCAGUUGUGCCACAUGCAAUUGCUAGGGAGAGGGCUACCACUCCCUUGCCCUCAUGCUUCAACAGCAGGAGUCCUUUUACUGCGAUUUCAAUUGAUGAAGCCCACGCAUUUCCAAGCUGUUUUCUCCAGCCACAAGUGCAAGAGAAGUUUUAGGAAAAAAAUAUUUUAAUACAGGCUUAGCUAUUGCUCCACUAGGCUAUAUGGUUAAUUUGGUCUCAGUCACAGGCUAGUGUUAAACUGAGGUCAUGCGGAAGUGGAAUGUAGUAAAUGAUUCUUAUAGAAUUACUGCCUAAUAUAAACUCAAAAGAAUGUGCCAAACAAAGCUAAAACUUUGAGGAAGUGCACAGUUUUUCAGGGGUUUAAAAUUAUUUUUUCUCUGUAUUGGAAAGCAUUAUUGUAUAGAUUGUAUACUUAGGACAAGUACUGUAUGUUCUUACUGUACGAAGAUUAAAGUUUACAUCAGUGAAAA
Molecule: messenger RNA, 3199 nt
Organism: Varanus komodoensis (Komodo dragon)
Lineage: Eukaryota; Metazoa; Chordata; Lepidosauria; Squamata; Varanidae
Gene: HTRA3
Product: HtrA serine peptidase 3
Exons: 9
Coding region: 1-1374 (457 amino acids)
Biological process (GO): proteolysis
Cellular component (GO): extracellular region
Molecular function (GO): protein binding; serine-type endopeptidase activity
Source: RefSeq, a predicted model, not a curated record